AUGAAGGCGAUUGUAGUGUGUCUGUUUUGUGUGAUAAUAUUAGUGGAAAGUGAUGAAUACCUUAAUGUGACGUAUGAACCUGUUCAAAGGCAGUUGUUGGACUUUAAGAAGGAACACCCGCAUCCCAUAGGCCUAUGGACCAAACUUGCCGGAGAUCCAGUGGAAAUCCGUGACACAAUAACAAUUAACUCCGAUCAGUUCAACAACCAAUUGUUUGUCGACACAUUCUCGACGUUUGAUGGAAGAAGAAUACCAGAGCGAAUAGCUACUGCCAAGGGUACAGGAGCCUUUGGUUACUUCGAAGUCACGCACGAUGUCUCCAAGUAUACAUACGCUGAUGUGUUCAAUGGAGUGGGGAAGAAAACACCAUUGGUCGUCAGGUUUGCAGCAGCGUUACAGAAUUUGGGAGGAACUGAACUUCUCAGAGAAAUCAAAACUAUGGCUAUUAAAUUUUAUACCAAAGAAGGAAACUUCGACCUUUUAACUAUUUCGACGCCCGUCUUUCCAUUCAGAGAUCCAAUGGUAUUUAGGGACCUAGUAAAUGCAUUCCAGAGAAAUCCUCAGACUAAUAUGGCUGAUUCCACGAGUGUCUAUGAUAUAACAACACUAAGGCCAGAGCUUGGUCAUAAUCUCUUUUGGAUUAUGUCAGAUUAUGGACUUCCGAAUGGCUAUAGGAGAAUGGACUCAUUUGCCAUUCAUGCUUUUGAAAUUUCAAAUAAGCACGGAGAAACACAUUACGUACGAUUCAACCUGAGAUCUGAGUUGGGUUUCCAACCACUCACAACCGCUCAAGCGGCCGCCAUUCAAUCUCAAGAUUUGGAUUACUUUACUCGAGAUUUGUACAACGCGAUUGACUCAGGAGAAUACCCUGCAUGGAAACUAGAGAUGGAUGUGAUGACGCCACAUGAAAUACAAAAAGUUGAUUAUGAUCCGUUCGACGUCACAAAACUGUGGAAGAAUGGCACUUUUAUCACCGUGCCGAUUGGUCGGUUGGUUCUAAACAAAAAUCCUGACAAUCAUUUCAGAGAUAUCGAACAAGCUGCCUUUAAUCCUGGACAUUUAGUACCUGGUAUUCCUGGACCAGUGGACUAUUUGUUCCGUGGAAGGAGAACGUUCUAUAGAGAUGCACAAAAUUACCGUCUGGGAAGAAACCACAAUAACAUUUUAGUAAAUAUGCCGUUAUACGAGAAGACGUAUGUACGAGAUGGGAGACCACCGACUAGACUUAACAUGAAGAAUGCUCCAAACUAUUACGCUAAUUCCUUUAACGGACCAGUUCCAUUUGUGGAUGAAAGUAGGCCAUGGAAGAAGUUGCAAGUAUUAGAAAAUAAUGCUGUGGAUUUGGAACCGAUGUGGUAUUUCUACAACUUUAUUCUAGAAGACGAAGCUCACAGGCAGAGGUUUAUAGACAAUAUAGUCAUCUCUCUCUUGCCCGUUACUCCGCCGGUAAUUCAAAGAGUUUUCAAACUCUUGUUCUUGGUGGACAAAGAGUUGGGUACUCGAGUAAAGGCUGCUUAUGAAGUAGCACUUGCUGCUCAGCAAGCAGCAGCAUUGGCUGCUCCUCCUCCCCCUAUUCCUGGAAGAAGAGUUCCUUCUGCGCAGGCGAAUCCUAAAAAAGAGACGAAAUGA
Molecule: messenger RNA, 1629 nt
Organism: Spodoptera frugiperda (fall armyworm)
Lineage: Eukaryota; Metazoa; Arthropoda; Insecta; Lepidoptera; Noctuidae
Product: peroxisomal catalase 1-like
Exons: 2
Coding region: 1-1629 (542 amino acids)
Biological process (GO): hydrogen peroxide catabolic process; response to hydrogen peroxide
Cellular component (GO): cytoplasm
Molecular function (GO): heme binding; catalase activity
Source: RefSeq, a predicted model, not a curated record